Molecule: messenger RNA, 527 nt
Organism: Dipodomys spectabilis (banner-tailed kangaroo rat)
Lineage: Eukaryota; Metazoa; Chordata; Mammalia; Rodentia; Heteromyidae
Gene: Ndufa13
Product: NADH:ubiquinone oxidoreductase subunit A13
Exons: 5
Coding region: 36-470 (144 amino acids)
Source: RefSeq, a predicted model, not a curated record
UCCGCCCGGGGCCGGAAGCGCGCCACCCCUCAAAGAUGGCGGCGUCGAAGGUGAAGCAGGACAUGCCGCCGCGAGGGGGCUACGGCCCCAUCGACUACAAGCGCAACCUCCCUCAACGGGGACUGUCCGGCUACAGCAUGCUGGCCCUGGGCGUGGGCGCCCUGCUGGUGGGCUACUGGGGCAUCACCCGGUGGAACCGCGAGCGCAGGCGUCUGUACAUUGAGGAGCUGGAGGCGCGCCUGGCGCUGCUGCCCCUGUUCCAGGCUGAGCGGGACCGCAGGGUCCUGCGGAUGCUCCGGGAGAACCUGGAGGAGGAGGCCAUCAUCAUGAAGGACGUGCCUGGCUGGAAGGUGGGCGAGUCCGUGUUCAGCACCACGCGCUGGGUGCGGCCCCAGAUCGCCGAGCUGUACCACCUGCGUCCCAACAGCGAGCGCUCUGCGGCGGCCUUCGGCUUCGUGACCCACACGUAGACGGACCGCGGCCGCCCGGGCCCCCCGCCCCUCCCUCCCCUCCCCGCGCCCCCGCCG